Molecule: messenger RNA, 4576 nt
Organism: Pomacea canaliculata
Lineage: Eukaryota; Metazoa; Mollusca; Gastropoda; Architaenioglossa; Ampullariidae
Exons: 11
Coding region: 1421-3559 (712 amino acids)
Molecular function (GO): protein binding
Source: RefSeq, a predicted model, not a curated record
CAGGUUUACAGCGCAUGCGUACUAGGCAUGGCGGCAGUUAUCAAUCGUCUUCUGCAGAGUUAACUCAAACUGGAAUUCAAAAAGAAAUGCAAGACAAGCAAAUUGAAAUAGACGAUACGCAAGAAUUCACACACCUAACAGACUCGAUCAGGAGUGGGCAGGAGAGCCACUACAACUCCGUCAGCGAAGUGACAGUAACAAUGAACAAAUCUUUAUUUAUGAGGAUAUCAGAAUACGCAAAAGGGUCAAGAGAUUGAAGGCACAGAGAAAAAGCUGCAGCAGUAGUCAAUAUACUCUGUAUUCAACAACAGACCAUGGAGAAGCAGGAAAUAUUGCAAAGACUGCACCAGAUGAAAAAAGAAUUGUACAGAAAGCAAUACAAGCUUGAGAAAUCAAAAAGAGCAGCCAAGGUGAGAGCACACGUCAAGAAGAAAAUUCAAGAACAAAACUUGUUGUAUGAAAAUAAUGAUGCCUUAUGCUUGGUCAGCCCAGAAAAUCACUGCAAACAAGGUCAGUGUGAAAAUAUCGAUGAGAGAGUACUUGAACAGUGCAGUGUGCUAAAACCCACAGAGAGGAAAAAGCUCUUUAUCAAUGGGGAAACAUGUUUGUUAAGUCCAAAUGGAUGUCAUAGGAGCGAUGAGUUGAUAAAAAUAAUAGGAGCGGACAACUAUCUAGCCAAGAUUGGUAACAACAGCAAACGUGUGAGGCAUAUGCACCACCUGAGUGCUGGCAGUAGAGCUGGUGCUACAGAACUGAUACAGAAAACAUCUGAUGACCUGGGGUGUUUUAAGAGGUUAUGCACUGUAGAAACUAUUGCUGAAAAUUCUCAAAAUGUGUCUGAGCAAAGCAUACAAGACCAGAGUGUGACUAGUGAAACUCACACAAAGAUGCCCUUGUCAGGGCUGCUGUGCUCAACACAGAAUGCACAGUAUAAGGCUUGUGAAAAUGUAGACGAUUUGCUAGCCAUCACACCAGUGUUUCAAAAUACAGCAAACUCUGACAUUAUUUCUCAGCCAUUAUUGGAAAAUAAUAUUGCUGGGCUUGAUACAAACCAGGAAUCUUUUAGUCUGGACUUAUAUCCUAAGGUAGUCAGAGAAAGUCAAAACACUUCUGUUGAUCAUUCAGAUUCAACACUUUUGUCUGGCAAACAGGACUUUUCUGGAAUCAGUAUUCAGACAGCUUCAUCUGUGAAUAAAUUUUAACAUUGAAACCGAAAUGUGAAAAUAAAAAAGGCACGGUAUGUUGUGCCAGUGCUAUUGAAAAGCUAGGAGUAUGUGAUAAGUGUUACAAAAAAGAUUUCAGCUUAGAGCAGCAGAGUACUAUUAAAAUUGAGGGCACAGAAGUGGUAGAAUGUCUGUCACUAUCAUCAGAUGCUUCUAGAGAUUCUGAAAAAGAUGUAUUUUUAAAAGAUGAUCAUGCCAUGCUGGAGCCAGACAAACAGCUCCAAUCACAGGAAGAAGGCAGAUUUUCAGAAUACACUGAGCUGGAUGUCAUUCCUUUUUCACAGAUUGAACUAGCAGAAGACUUUCUAUCAGAGGGCACUGCCAGUUUGCAAGGGCAAAAUCACAGCCAAAAAGGUUUCAGAAAAAGAAAUUCCAUGGUUCUAAUCAAGCGUAGGUCCCCUCGUCUCUCUUCCACUCACUUCAGAGCCACGAGUCUGGCAAGUGGAGGAAGAAGUACUUCUGCAGCAUGCUCUGGUUUGAAUUCCUGUGUGUCCAGACAGGGGCUGGAGAAAAUCAGUUUCUAUGUUAGCUCUAAAAGGAAAAGAACAAAGACUGCCCUGUUAUUAUCGUCUUUGUUUCAGUUCUUUAUUGAUGAAGCAAAAAGAAACCAGUCAUUCAGGGAAUUUGAGCUACCCAGAGACUUGGUGGAGCAGGUUCUUAAUCAUGAGCAUUCUGAAAAAGAUAUUUCAAAAGAAAUGCAGAAAAACUAUCCUAAAUAUGUAGGUGAGUUCAAUCAGUGUGUUGAUAUGAUAUCAGAGACAGAACUUGAUUCUGUCAUUCAAAGUGAAGUAUAUGCUGAGGUAUUUGGUAAUACAAAUGUAUUGCUAGGCAACAGUGAAAUAGAGGAUGCAGAGCAAAGUGAGAGUCAAACAGAAUCAUUGAAACUCAAAAGUGACCAAGAAAGAAAUUUUUGUACAGAGAAUGAUGCACACUCAUUGUCAAAUCCACACUAUGACAAUGCAUCACCAGUAAUAUCAAAACUUUUUAAAGUGAAAAAUAUAUCAGACAUUCAUAGUAAAAAGUCUGUACCAGGCCAGGACAAAGUGACCUCUGCAAAUCAGAUUAAGUCCUCUUCCCGAAAGCAACUCUUUCAUGAAGUGUCUUCUCAGAACUUCCUCAAAACUUCACCCUGCCUCUUUGGCACCCAGUCAAACAGUGGGGACAGCAUGAAGGAUUCACCACAGCCCAUGGUUGUGCCAGACAUUUCUAAGGCCAAAGGUCCACAGGCAGCCAGCACUGAGGCCCAGCUUCUGUUCACACCUAGGACAAUGCAUACUGAUGAAAACUAUUCACGCCUUGAUGGCUCCUCAUGGAUUACAUUUGCUGGAUGUGCAGAGUCAGGGUGCAAAAAACGAAUUGUGGCUUUGCUGAGAGGUAUUAUGGAGAAUGCAGAGGGUGAAAAAUCUCCAUAUCUUCUUAGUGUACAGCCCACAUCUCUCACACUUUGGUCCUACCAUGAUGAUGUGACAUGGACUGCAGAACUUCACUGGUAUUUGCCACCGGAACAUGAAGCACUGAAUGCUUGCAACGUCAGUGAUGCUGGCCAGAGGCUGGUGGCUGCUGCCUGGGGAUCAAGUUUCCAUUCUUCGAGAUUGUUCCUCACUGUCUUUAUCUUCCACUGGAACACCCAUCAAACACUUCGUUUCAAUCUCAGACUUCCUUUAACUGUGUGUCCUUUAAGACUGUUCUGUCAUGGCUUGCCCAAAGUAGACCAGAGUACACUUGUGGUUUUUUCCAUCGACAAGACAUACAGCAGAGGAAGGAAGUAUGUGUUGAACACAGAUUCUAGUAACAUCGACACUCAGUCAGAGAUGGAAGUGAUUGGCUGCCAACUUUUGGAUGUGCAGCUGGUCCAGGGUCUAUCUGAAGCAGUGGCAGGACUUUCCUCGGACAAUAAAAUCUUACUGUGGAAUCAUGUGACUGGUGUACUCAUCAUCUCACUUAACUUGGAAAGUCCUCUGCCAAUGUUUUCAAGAAUGUUCACUUGUUUUUCUCACCAAGGUUUUCUGCUUCUGCACAUGCAAGCUAUUGAUGCCUAUGAACUCUGUCUUGUUGGCAUCAACCCAAUGAAGUCAACAGGAAAAGUUCUUCAAGUAUUCCAUCAUUCAGACCAUCAAGAACGAUUAAGUUCAUUGACGGUGCAUGAAAACUUGGUUCUGGCAGCAACAGGGUGCGGCAAGAUAUAUGUUUGGGAUGCCGUUUCUGCAACACAUUUGGCUGCCAUCACAAAUUCACAUGGAUGCAUCACGUGUAUAAACAUAAUACCCAUAAAAAACAAUCUGUGUCUGGCUUCUGGCCAUUCAGCAGGUUGCAUUCAUUUGUAUCAUCUGGCAUAGAUAGAUUUCUUAUCUCGGUGAUGUGUUGAUGUGACACCCAUCGAAAUACAGCUUUGGUACAUUUCAGGGAGAAGGACACCUUAACAUUUUUUCACAAAGGAAAUGGAUCUUUGAAAGUGGUCAUAUACAGGAAAAUAAAAAUAACAUUCUGUGAUCUUGAGUUAAUAUUCCGUUUGAUUUGUAAAACAUUUUUAAAUCAAUUUGAUGUGUUUGUAACAUUGCACAUCAUUUGCAUUAAGUGUAUUGUUGAUUUCAUUUAAAUCAAGUUUUAUUAGAAAUUAUGUUGUGCGUUGUCAGACAGCUUAAAUGUGUUGGAAUUAAUCUUGGGCAUUAGAAACAGACAAAUACUGCUGGUGAAUAAAAUUGUGACAAUGUCUAUCUUUAUCAGUCUUGUAUAUUUUCUACUUGUAGGUCUGAAAACUCAAUGUCACAUUUGGAAACAAAACUGGAGUACAGAAUAAAUUUAAUAUAUCCUUCCCAUAUGUUCUCUAUAAUGCUUACCUGAUUACCCUUGAAUUACCCAUCAAUACUACACCACAGACAGACAAGGACACAAAAGCAAACACAAAAUCUCCAGAAAAACUCAUCACUCAGCACAAAACAUCUGGGGCUGUACAACGCCUACUUAUGCUCUUAGUGCUUGAGACAAGAAAGAGACAUGGACAAUAAAUGAAGGAAAGGAAUGAUGAACAAUAAAAGACAAAUAUAGAAAACACAAAGCUAAAAAGAACAGUGUCACGAUUCAGCAGAGGAAGACUAGUGUGCAAGUAGCAAUAAACAGAAAGGGGAGGGUUUGAAAAAAGGAGUAGCAAUCUGUAGACUGUUCUUAGGAGUAACGCUCAAUAUUAAGUAGCACACCUGACAAGUCUAAAAUUUUGUGUUGAAAAUUCUCCUUGGGAACUUCCUACUCCCUUGAGCAGCAAAGAGGAAUAGGCUGAUUGGACUAGCCGAUGGUAUGGCCACAAUGUUUAGCCAUGUAAAGUGGAUCUGGCUAUGCUGUUUUCCCAGAUGAGAACA